Messenger RNA from Cavia porcellus (domestic guinea pig), 4295 nucleotides. It is a transcript of the gene Jph2, whose product is annotated as junctophilin 2. Gene Ontology annotation, cellular component: junctional membrane complex; endoplasmic reticulum membrane; plasma membrane. The transcript is spliced from 6 exons. Bases 497 to 2584 code for a protein of 695 amino acids. Lineage: Eukaryota; Metazoa; Chordata; Mammalia; Rodentia; Caviidae. The record is from RefSeq and is a predicted model, not a curated record.
GGGCGGGGCAGCGGCAGGGAGAUCUGGACUGCACACCCACUGGGGUGGAGGAGAAGGGGGCCAGGGGCGGCCUUCGGGAAAUCUGCCUGGGCUGGGGCUGCCACUGGGGAAACGGGCCCCUCUGGAUACCGGGACCCCUCUACCCAACACCCUUCACUGUGCUUCUUAAAGGGAUCACAGCUUUUCCCUCCGACUCCAUGGAAGCCAGACUUGGGACGCUUGGUGGGGACAUUUGAGUCUUCCCUGCUUGCUUCCUUCACCAGUGGCAGCCUUCCUCUGACUAAGGGGGGCCCCAGGCAUGGCUCUCACCAGCACCCCUAAUGCUGACCUGGCUCCUGGGCUCUUUCAGCCUCUGCUAGCCUCUUGCUUCCCUCCUCCAGGGGCGCGGUGGUGAGUCUGGGGGCUCAGACCGAGGGUGCCUGGACAGUGUCAGUUUUCCCGGACAGCCCCUGCACCCAAGCUGGAGGACGGCGAGGUGGUAGGGGGUGAGGAUGAGAUGAGCGGGGGUCGCUUUGACUUUGAUGAUGGCGGGGCAUACUGUGGGGGUUGGGAGGGGGGGAAGGCGCACGGACAUGGACUGUGCACCGGCCCCAAGGGCCAGGGCGAAUACUCCGGCUCUUGGAACUUUGGCUUUGAAGUGGCAGGUGUCUACACCUGGCCCAGCGGAAACACCUUCGAGGGAUACUGGAGCCAGGGCAAACGGCACGGGCUCGGCAUAGAGACCAAGGGGCGCUGGCUCUACAAGGGGGAAUGGACUCAUGGCUUUAAGGGACGCUACGGAACCCGGCAGAGCUCCAGCAGCGGUGCCAAGUAUGAGGGCACUUGGAACAACGGUCUGCAGGAUGGCUAUGGCACUGAGACCUACGCAGAUGGAGGGACGUACCAAGGCCAGUUCACCAACGGCAUGCGCCACGGCUACGGCGUGCGCCAGAGCGUGCCCUACGGCAUGGCCGUGGUGGUGCGCUCGCCGCUGCGCACCUCGCUCUCGUCCCUGCGCAGCGAGCACAGCAAUGGCACGGUGGCCCCGGACUCGCCCGCGUCGCCAGCCCCCGACGGCCCAGCGCUGCCCUCGCCUGCCAUCCCGCGCGGCGGCUUCGCGCUCAGCCUGCUGGCCAACGCCGAGACGGCGGCGCGCGCGGCCAAGGGCGGCGGCCUCUUCCAGCGGGGCGCGCUGCUGGGCAAGCUGCGGCGCGCCGAGUCGCGCACGUCCCUGGGCAGCCAGCGCAGCCGCGUCAGCUUCCUCAAGAGCGACCUCAGCUCGGGCGCCAGCGACGCGGCCUCCACCGCCAGCCUGGGCGAGGGCGCCGACGACGCCGCACCCUUCGAGGCGGACAUCGACGCCACCACCACCGAGACCUACAUGGGCGAGUGGAAGAACGACAAGCGCUCGGGCUUCGGCGUGAGCGAGCGCUCCAGCGGCCUCCGCUACGAGGGCGAGUGGCUGGACAACCUACGCCACGGCUACGGCUGCACGACGCUGCCCGACGGCCACCGUGAGGAGGGCAAGUACCGCCACAACGUGCUGGUCAAGGCCACCAAGCGCCGCGUGUUGCCGCUCAAGAGCAGCAAGGUCCGCCAGAAGGUGGAGCACAGCGUGGAGGGCGCCCAGCGCGCGGCCGCCAUAGCUCGCCAGAAGGCCGAGAUCGCUGCCUCCAGGACAAGCCAUGCCAAGGCCAAAGCUGAGGCAGCAGAGCAGGCUGCCCUGGCCGCCAACCAGGAGUCCAACAUCGCCCGCACUUUGGCCAGGGAGCUGGCUCCAGACUUCUACCAGCCAGGUCCGGAAUAUCAGAAGCGCCGGCUGCUCCAGGAGAUCCUGGAGAACUCGGAGAGCCUGCUGGGGCCCCCCACGCGGGACGCGGGUGCCGCGGGCCCCCCGGUGCGGGCGCGCGAGAGCCCGCAGCUGCACGAGCGCGAGAACCCGCGCCCUGAGGCCCCCCCGUCGCCGACCGGGACACCCCCGCAGCCCAAGCGGCCCCGGCCCGCGGCGGCCAAGAACGGCCUGCUGGCUCCGGGCGCCUGGAACGGCGAGCCCGGCGGCGAGGGCAGCGGGCCCGUGACGCCGUCCGAGGGCGCGGGCCGCCGCAGCCCCGCGCGCCCGGCCGCCGAGCACAUGGCCAUCGAGGCGCUGCAGACGCCGCCCGCGCAGCCCCACGAGGCCGAGGUGGCGCUGUACCGGGGCUACCACAGCUACGCCGUGCGCACCGGCCCGCCCCAGCCGCCGCCCUUCGAGGACGAGCCCGAGCGCGGCGACGCCGAGGCCUCCGGGUCCGACUCCGCGCCCUCGUCCCCGGUCACAGCUUCGGCGCAGAACCCGACGUCCCGCAGCCCCGAAUCCGCGCCCCAGACUCCUGCCAAGCUGGAGCCCAGGCCUAUCGUCCCCAAAGCCGAGCCCAAGGCGAAGGCCCGCAAGACCGAGGCCCGAGGGCUGACCAAGGCGGGGGCCAAGAAGAAGGCUCGCAAGGAGGCAGCACUGGCCGCGGAGGCCGAGGUGGAGGUGGAGGAGGUCCCCAACACUGUCCUCAUCUGCAUGGUGAUCCUGCUGAACAUCGGCCUGGCCAUCCUCUUCGUCCACCUCCUGACCUGACCCUUGUCUACCAGAGCCAGGAGUUCCACUGAGGAUGCCAGGACUCAUCAUUUUGCAAAGCCAGGCAGGUGACCAAGGAGGACUGGACUCGACCUGCAGCCCCAGGCCCAGCGCACACCAUGCCACAGGCAUUUCAGGAACCUCCUGUGGGCCCAAGCUGGGCGUCAGGGUGCCAAAGGAAUAGAAUACCUGGGGAUGCUCCAGGAGUAUUCUGUCCAGGGACAGGGGAGGCCCGAGGGAAGAGCCCUGGUCUCCUGAGUUUCCUGAUCUGCUGUCCCCCAUCCUCGUGCACUCCCUCGCCUUGCCCCUCAUCACCCCCUCCCUGGGCUUUCAUGUGUUUUAGGCGAUGUCACCUAAGCAGGAUGUUAGUAUUAAAUCCCUCCCUCUCUCUCCCACUUCACUCCCACUUUAAUCCUCUGCCUGGUGGACUGAGGCCACCCAGGAAGCUGAGGGGUUGCUGAAACAUCUCAGACAGUGCGGUCUUAGCCAAUACACACCACUGCAGGCUUACAGAUGCUCUGGACAGAUGGAAGAAAUAUAACAGCCUCAGUGGAAUAUCCCAGCAUGCAAUGCCCUGCCUGCCCUACCCAUCCAGUUAGCUUCCCUCCUGGCCCAGUAGCACAGGGAGGCUUUCACAAGGGAGCCACUGAGCAAGGGGACAGAGAUGGGUGGGAAGAGGCUAAGGUGCAGUUGUGAUGGCCCCUGUUUUUGAGUGUGUCUGAGCCUGCAGCUGGGGGUGAAUUUAAGGCUGUCUCCUUGGGAUUACUGUGCAGCAGCCCUGGGGCCAGUGAGCUAUAUCAACUGUGAUGCCUCUGAAUUGAGUUGCCCUUUCCCUGUCCAGGACCACUGUGGACUUGGGAGCAUGGCACAGAUGUCCUGGCACUGGGGUAGACUGUCCAGCAGGUGCUGAAGGAGAACAUUUCCCAUGAAUAGAGGAGCAAUUCUGAGCUCCAGCUGGGUGCAGCCUGCACAGGAAUAAGCCCCUUUGAGUUUGUUUGGCAGAAGAUGAUACUUGCAUGUUCCUUCCUUGAAGAUGUUUGUACCACACUGAGCCUGUGGCCCUUGGGCUCCCUACCAGUGUCUGGCCGAGGGCUUGAAGCUCCUGUCCCCUGGGGCAUGGAAGAGUAGGGCUUCCAGGCCCCUCUAGGCCUGGGGAAGGAUGUGACAGUGGCAUCCCAGCAGAGGUGGAGUAAGGAACUGCUCUUCCACCUUGGUUACUAUGAACCUCAGCGGCUUAGGCAUGGGGGCCAGGUUCCCCUGCAGAACAACUUAAGACCCAAGUGUUUGGGGUCAGCCCUUUUCCCCUUCGGUCCUUGGGAACCUUCCCCUCCAGCUUCACACUUCCUGUUUCCAGUCCCGCUGGGGCUGGGGCCUCGUGUCUUGGCUGGACUCCAGACUGCCUUUCUGCAGGGAGGAGCCUGCAGAUGCUCCCAUCCCAGCCAGCCAUGCCCUGCAGGGUUCUGCAUCUGUGUUUGGCUUUUCUGGACUCCUAGGGAAUGAGAGGGGUGUAUAGGGGGGCUGGGAGGUGCUCAGGGCUGACAGGCUCCAGGCCUCAGCUCUGACUGAGGUCAUUGCUCUUGUUUCCUGGGCCUGGUCCAGCGUUGGGGACCAGCCUAUGGCUACCAGAGCUACUGGGACUACAUUGGGGCUGGUGUUGGGGUGCCGGUGCAGGAUGCUGAGUCUGUGGUAAUAAACCUGUGUCUGCUCACAG